Molecule: messenger RNA, 570 nt
Organism: Angiostrongylus costaricensis
Lineage: Eukaryota; Metazoa; Nematoda; Chromadorea; Rhabditida; Metastrongylidae
Source: the annotation of a GenBank genome assembly
AUGUUUCUGCAAAGACUUCGAGAUGGUAUAGCGCAAUUAAUGUUUGGCCUUCGAAUGACAAAUCCUCGCCAAUGCAUUCCACUUCUUCUGCUUCUCAUCGUUGUCUUCUACUUAUUCAUGGGAUCUGCUUGUUUCUGGUUCUUCGAGCACGACCAUCAUGAACAGAGUGUUCGAAAGUGGUACAUGAAUCUCGCUGUGAACAGGCGACAUUUUGCCAGAUCAAUUAGUUCGAGAAUCUUUAAUGAUACACGAAAUCUACUGAUCAUUAUCGAUAGAGAGCAGUCAGAAAGAGUUCAGGUGAGGAACAGCAUUAAGUCGAAGAAUCCUAGUCCAACAACGCUGAUUGGCUGGAGAAUAACAGACGAAUUGCAACUGCUGGUGGAAUCACUGAAGAGGUAUGAAGAUCGUGUAGAAAUGCGAGCACCAGACAGAAAUGAAUGGACGUUUCUAAACGCUUUUAACUACGCCUACAGCCUUUUACUCACACUUGGACAUGGAGUGAAAAUCCCUGAAACGAGCGGUGGUCAGGCAUGUCAUUCUACAAAAUUCUACUUAAGGAACUUUACUUAA